Eremothecium cymbalariae DBVPG#7215 is the source of this 1884-nucleotide messenger RNA. It is a transcript of the gene AVT3, whose product is annotated as Avt3p. The coding region runs from base 1 to 1884 and encodes 627 amino acids. Gene Ontology annotation, biological process: amino acid transmembrane transport. The record is from RefSeq and is a predicted model, not a curated record. Lineage: Eukaryota; Fungi; Ascomycota; Saccharomycetes; Saccharomycetales; Saccharomycetaceae. Gene Ontology annotation, molecular function: amino acid transmembrane transporter activity. The transcript has a single exon.
AUGUCGCGCAGGCCUUCGAUGCAGUUGGGCAGUAGUGUACCCUCGUCGCGGGCGUCGGUUAACGUCGACUGGCAGAAUCCUGACUCUGUUAUGCUGGACAUAGUCAACAGGCAUCUUGCGGCGGAGUCAGGAAACUCGUUGACGCUUUUGGGUGGGGACAUGACACGUGACCUAUAUCGGUGGACCAGCGAGCAGGCUGCUGCGCCGCCGCCGCCGGCGCAGCAGCAGCAGCAGCAGCAGCAGGGCGUGCCACCCAUGCUGCUGGGGGGGAGGCCAGCGUCGCCGCUGGCCUCCGUUAGUGGCAGUUCGCGAAGACGGUCGAUGAGUUUUUCCGGGUCAUAUGCAGGCACGUUUAGUGAGAUGACUGCCAACGAGAUGAGGGCGCCUAAUGGGUUCCGGCGCAGCUACAUGUUGAUGAACAACCAGGCGAAAAAGUCAGAUUUCAUUACCAGGAAUUUCAUUGAGUUUCUCAGUCUAUACGGGCAUUUUGCCGGCGAGGAUCUUUCUGACGACGACGACGACGACGACGGUGGGGGUGGGGGUGAGGGUGAGGGCGGGCUGGGCGGGCUGGGCGGCGGCGGGAGAAGGCUCCAUAGAGACAGGGAAUCAGUACUUUUAUCGGAUGAGGAGGAACCGCUAUUGGGUACUGUGGAAGAACGCAGUAGCAGUGCUACUAGGAGCGGCGGCAGGAAGGGCAAGGCGUCGGUUUUCAAGACGGUGUUGUUGUUAUUAAAAGCCUUUGUUGGGACGGGGGUACUAUUUAUGCCAAAGGGUUUCCAGAACGGCGGCUGGUUGUUCAGUUGUGGGUGUCUUAUUUUCUUUGGAGUGGUGUCGUGUUUUUGUUUUUUACUUUUGAUCGAGGCUAAAACAGAGGCGUGUGUAAAUGGGUAUGGGGACUUGGGGAGGGUAGCGUAUGGCAAGAGCAUGCAACGUGGGAUCUUGGCGUCUAUCGUGUUGUCGCAGAUAGGGUUUUCUGCAGCGUAUACGAUUUUCACGGCGACCAACUUGCAGGUGUUUUUUGGGGAGGUUUUCGGUUGGUCGCAUCGGCUGUCGGUCUAUAUCUUUUUGCAAUUGGUUGUGUAUUUGCCCUUGGCGUUGACUCGGAGGAUCUCCAGGUUGUCGGGCACUGCGCUUGCUGCAGAUGUGUUGAUUUUGUUUGGUUUGGUGUACGUCUACGGCUAUAGCGCGGUAUAUGUGUUGCGGUAUGGGGUGGCAUCGCAGUCUAUGAAAAUGUUCAAUCGUCAGGAUUGGACGUUGUUUGUGGGGACUGCUAUCUUUACGUAUGAAGGCAUUGGUCUUUUGGUUCCAAUUCAAGAGUCGAUGAGCAGGCCGGGCAGAUUUGCGUCGUGUCUUGUGUGGGUCAUUGCAGCAGUGACGUCUAUUUUCAUCUCCUGUGGGCUGCUCUGCUAUUCUGCGUUUGGAUCCCGUGUGGAAACGGUCAUCUUGUUGAACUUCCCCAAGGAUAGUGUGCUAAGCAGCAGCGUGCAGUUUCUGUAUGCCAUGGCAAUCAUGCUUUCGACGCCUCUACAGUUGUUCCCCGCCAUCCGUAUAUUGGAACACGGCAUCAUUUCCUCCUCGGUGUCCGGGAAACAUGACCCAAGGGUCAAAUGGGCGAAAAAUUGGUUCCGGGUGCUUGUUGUGUUUGUGACCGUCUCCAUCGCAUGGGUUGGCGCCGACGACUUGGAUAAAUUCGUGUCCUUGAUUGGCAGUUUUGCAUGUGUCCCGCUAAUCUACAUAUACCCACCGUUGCUCCAUUACAUGCUUUUCAAGGGCACUGGCCGUGUUUCCAACGCGGCCUUGUUCCUCGACCAGCUCGUGGUAUGGUUCGGAGUCAUCGGCAUGUUCUACACAUCCUCACAAACCGUGAAGCAGUGGCUCCAAUAG